Rotaria sordida is the source of this 1306-nucleotide messenger RNA. NCBI's taxonomy places the organism in Eukaryota, Metazoa, Rotifera, Eurotatoria, Philodinida, Philodinidae. The record is from the annotation of a GenBank genome assembly.
AUGUAUCUUCAAUCUCGUUGUUCAAUUACUUCAACGACCAGUUUACUUCCUCCACCUAUUUCAACUGUGUCAAAAAUUAUCUUUAUAAUUGAUGAUAUUCAUUUUGCUGAUGAAAGUUCUCUUAAACAUUUACUUACAUUAGGUAGUCAUAGUAAAUGUUUAUUAAUUCUUUCAAUGAAACCACCAAGAAAUAAUCAUAAUGAUGGAUCAAUAUCAACUACUUUACAAUCAAUAAGUACAGAUUCACGUGUUUAUCUUCGUCGUUUACCUGGUUUAGAAUUACGUUAUUUAGCAACACUCGGAUGUCAAAUAUUAUCUGUUCAUCGAAUUCCAGCUAAACUUGUUAAAGUAUUUAAUGAAAGUUGUAAUGGUAUUCCUGGUUUUUGUGAACAAAUCUUAUUUGAUUUAUUAAGUAAAGAUAAAAUCUAUAUUGUUGAUGACGAGAAUAAUAAUUCAUAUAAUGAUGAUUCAAGUUUAAUUGAAGGUGAUGCUGAUAAACUUUUAUUAAAUAGUCAAAUAAGAAUGGGUUUAUUUAAAACAUUUUUUUCACGUCGAAGACAACAAAUAACAAAUGAACAAUAUCAAAAUGAACGUGCUUUUUCUCGUAUAUGUUUAUUACGUAAUCCAAUUGAAAAUGAUUUUAAUGCUGAUUGUCAACAAAAUUUUCAAAAUUAUAUUAUGUGUCGUAUUGAUCGUUUAUCUGAAGGUGAAAGUCUUCUUGUUAAAAUAGCUACUGUUAUUGGUAAUACAUUUUCACGUACAUUUUUAUGGCAUUUAGUUGAUCCAAAAUCAAAACAAUUAAUUAAUAUUCAUUCAUGUAUAUUAGAAAUGAUGCAACGAACAAUAAUUGAAUGUGCUUUUAGUAAACAACAAAUAACAAAAACACGUUCAAUUAAAUGUUAUUGUUUACAAAAUCCAGCUGGUUUUCCAUCACAAUGUCGUCUUAUGGCAUUUACACAUUCAACAAUACGUGAAGGAAUAUAUAAUUCAUUAACAGAUGGUUUAAAACGUUUAUUAACACGUAGUGCUAUUGAUUAUUUAGAAAAACAAUGUAAUGUUGUUUGUUUAACAUGUGCAGCAAAUAAAAAUGAUAGUCCAUUUCUUGUUGAUGAACAUAAUGGUUUAACUAAAAUUAUAAAAAUUAGUCAACAACAUGCUUUUGUUGAUAUUGUUAAAAUGGCUGCAUUAAAAGAAAUUGAUAAUACUAUUAAAAAAUUAUCAAAUUUAAAUGAUUCACCAAGAUAUUCACGUUCGAAAAGAUUAUCACAUGCAGUACAUGAAUCGGAUACAGAAUUAAAUGAAAAUG